Physeter macrocephalus (sperm whale) is the source of this 2005-nucleotide messenger RNA. RefSeq names its product muscle RAS oncogene homolog (gene MRAS). Gene Ontology annotation, molecular function: GDP binding; GTP binding; GTPase activity. The transcript has 6 exons. NCBI's taxonomy places the organism in Eukaryota, Metazoa, Chordata, Mammalia, Artiodactyla, Physeteridae. Gene Ontology annotation, cellular component: plasma membrane. Bases 254 to 880 code for a protein of 208 amino acids. The record is from RefSeq and is a predicted model, not a curated record. Gene Ontology annotation, biological process: Ras protein signal transduction.
GUCGGGGCAGGCUGGGAAGGGAGGGCACCCGGCCGGGAGCUUUGUUCCGGGCGGGAGGUGUGGCCGCCCCGGGCCCGGCCGCGCUCGCCACAGGCGGACUGUGCUCAGCGGCUGGCGGAGAGUGGCCUUUUGCCCCCACGGCAGGCUCCAGCGUGACGGUGUGCGAUCGAGAAGUCGGACACGACCGAGACCCCAGUGAGAAGGCCUGCCCGCCGCGCAGAAAGCCCCUUUCAUGGUCUGACCUACCAGCAACAUGGCGACCAGUGCCGUCCCCAGCGACAACCUCCCCACGUACAAGCUGGUGGUGGUGGGAGACGGGGGUGUGGGCAAGAGCGCCCUCACCAUCCAGUUUUUCCAGAAGAUCUUUGUGCCUGACUAUGACCCCACCAUCGAAGACUCCUACCUGAAGCAUACAGAGAUUGACAACCAGUGGGCCAUCUUGGAUGUUCUGGACACAGCCGGACAGGAGGAGUUCAGCGCCAUGCGGGAGCAGUACAUGCGCACGGGGGACGGCUUCCUCAUCGUCUUCUCGGUCACGGACAAGGCCAGCUUCGAGCACGUGGACCGCUUCCACCAGCUCAUCCUGCGCGUCAAGGACAGGGAGUCAUUCCCGAUGAUCCUCGUGGCCAACAAGGUCGAUUUGAUGCAUUUGAGGAAAAUCACCAGGGAGCAAGGAAAAGAAAUGGCCACCAAACACAACAUCCCGUACAUAGAAACCAGUGCCAAGGACCCACCUCUCAACGUCGACAGAGCCUUCCAUGACCUGGUUAGAGUAAUUAGGCAACAGAUUCCGGAAAAAAGCCAGAAGAAGAAGAAGAAAACCAAAUGGCGGGGAGACCGGGCCACUGGCACCCACAAACUGCAGUGCGUGAUAUUGUGAUGGCCCGAGGCCCUGGGCACAGCCCUUGGGACCCCUCCACUGCCUAACCGCACUGAAGACCGUUCUAACCAUGACCCUUGGCCCGAGGACUUGACACAGGAAGGGAGAGAGGGAGGGUGGGCAGGGAGGAGAUAGAGUCUGGCUUUGCUGGAAGGGCAUGGGCUGCCCUGUGUCUCAGCAGCAAUGAAGAGGCAACAGUAAACAAAGCAGCAUCCAAGUCCCUGUGUUGAUGCAACCCGGUCCCUCCCCGCUCUUGGUGGCUGUGUUGUUUCUUUGAACUACAUAGUAUGGGUUUGAUGUGGAAGUGUUUCUCCACGUACAAAAACAAGCCGUGAUCACGCUUCCCCCACCCCAACCCCGGUCCACAGUGUCUGAGCUUGGGUGUGUUUUGUAGAUUUUUAAAUUAUUUUAGGGAUUAUUAUUUUAUUAAAGGGGUCUGUGCCCACUGCCUGGUGAAGUUUCAAGUCUUCAGCAGACCUCUUCUAUAACAUGUCUGGAGUAUGGUUGUUUUUUUAACGGAAUUUUCCCAGCCGUGCCAAAACUCAACUCAACAUGAAAGCAGAGUGACCGAGAGACCAGAAGUUCACGGGGACCGUGGCUGGAGGCCUCGGGAGAAACAGACCCUACUCAUGGCCUACUAUAAACUGGAGAGAAGAGAGAUGUGCGUACCCAGAAGGUUUUACUGUGGUUGAGGAUGCAGAUAUUAGGAAACAAAAUUUUGUUUUGCUGAGGGGAGGGGCGGGCACGUCAGUUUUAAAAGGGCUUCUCAUUACCCUGGAAAUAUAUAAAUUUUACGUAAGUCUAUUGGAGUCGCAAAAGUGUUCAUGUAUCUUUCAGGUGGUGUGGGUUAAGUUCUGUGUUCUUCGCAGCCAUGGGAAAGGGCUUUCCCCCAUCGCCUGUGCUGUCUGGUGCCUCUGAUACAAACACACUGAACAGGCGUGUACGGUCUCUGCGUCUAAGUCAGCUAACAUGGACACCAUCUGGAAAACUCUAGUUCGUGCUAAAUCUUAACCAAAAAUGAUCCAGUACUGUUCUUACUAAAACAGCACCAAGACCUGAAGCCAUUUUCCCUUUGAGUCAACUGACUCACUUCUUAAGCCCAAUAAAUGAGCAAAACCCCUUGAA